GCCGGAGCAUGGAGCCCGGCGAGCCCCGGGAGCCCCGGGAGCCGGGGCCGGGGGCAGAGAUCGCCGCGACCUCACGCUGGGAAGAAGCCAAGACUUUCUACGACAACCUCUCGCCCAAGAAGAAACCCAAAUCGCCCAAGCCUCAGAAUGCCGUCACCAUUGCGGUGUCCUCCCGAGCUCUGUUCCGCAUGGACGAGGAGCAGCGGAUCUACAUGGAGCAGGGCGUGGAGGAGUAUGUGCGCUACCAGCUGGAACAUGAGAAUGAGCCCUUCAGCCCGGGGCCGGCCUUCCCCUUCGUCAAGGCUCUGGAGGCUGUGAACAGGCAGCUGCGGGAGCUGUACCCCGAUAGUGAAGACAUCUUCGACAUCGUCCUCGUGACCAACAACCAUGCUCAAGUGGGCGUCCGUCUCAUCAACAGUAUCAACCACUAUGACCUGUUCAUCGAGAGGUUCUGCAUGACAGGCGGGAAUAGCCCCAUCUGCUACCUCAAGGCCUAUCACACCAACCUCUACUUGUCAGCUGAUGCGGAAAAAGUGCGGGAAGCCAUUGAUGAGGGGAUCGCAGCUGCCACCAUCUUCAGCCCCAGCAGGGAUGUGGCUGUGUCCCAGAGCCAGCUGCGCGUGGCCUUCGACGGGGAUGCCGUGCUCUUCUCAGAUGAGUCGGAGCGCAUCGUCAAGGCCCAUGGGCUGGACAGAUUCUUCGAGCAUGAGAAGGCCCAUGAGAACAAGCCUUUGGCUCAGGGCCCUCUGAAAGGCUUUCUGGAGGCUCUGGGUAGGCUGCAGAAAAAGUUCUACUCCAAGGGCCUGCGACUGGAGUGCCCAAUCCGUACCUACUUGGUGACGGCACGCAGCGCAGCCAGCUCUGGGGCCCGGGCUCUCAAGACCCUGCGCAGCUGGGGACUGGAGACAGAUGAGGCCCUGUUCCUAGCUGGAGCGCCCAAGGGUCCCCUCCUUGAGAAGAUCCGCCCACAUAUCUUCUUUGAUGACCAGAUGUUCCACGUAGCUGGGGCUCAGGAGAUGGGCACGGUGGCUGCUCAUGUUCCUUAUGGUGUGGCGCAAACCCCCCGGCAGGCCGUGCCCACAAAGCAGGCCCCAUCUGCCCAGUAGCUGAGCUGCCAGCUUUACCAAGCCACGUUGCUCCAGGCCAGGCUCCCUGUCAUACUUGGGCACCCUGACCAGUGGACUCCACAUUCUCUGCCCUUCUGCAUGUCCAUCCUCAUCCCUGUGACUGAGGUACAUGCAGGAAAUGAGGCAGAUGAGGCUGGCGUUCUCACCAUCUCUUCUUUCAAGCAAACACUGUGCCACGAUUCCUGGCUAGGAAAGUAAGACUGUGCAGAGUAGCUGGAUUUCAGUGGGAAGCUGGGGGGACUGAGAGUGGGAGGGUCAGAAAAGCCAUACCUCAAGAGGGACUUGGGGUGAAAACUAGCUCACUGCAGUGCAAACUACCCUGUUUGGUGAGGGAACACCUCUGACUUCUAACUGCAUGACUUUGAGAAAGUCUCUCCCCUUCAGGGGGCCUCAGUUUCUUAGGUGCUGUUUGUAGGUGGCUUUCAAACUCUCCAUUAACCAGAGCAGCUUGGUUCUAUGAUUGCCCUCUUUAGGGGAAGCAUUUCAUGCCAGGGCUGCUGCUAGAAUACAGGGCCCCUUUGUGCAAAUUACAAAAGGACGCACCCUCUGGGUGAUGAAUUACAAAGACUUCCCUUCCUCUGGGCUGACCCACACCCAGACGAGGGUACACAGCUGGGCUAGCAGGUUAUAGGGUGGAUUUCCGCCCCCACUCACCCCUCAGCCCACAGGCCUUUAUCAAACGGGCAAAAUGCACAGUUGUCAGCAGCAUCCCUUUCUUUAACUUUUAACGUUUAGAAACCACUGGACAAAAUGACCUUAUCCACUUCCUGUCCUUCUGACUUCCUGUGCUUCUCUGAUCUGGGUCAUCAGGGGUCAGCUGCCAGGUGGAGGGUUUGGGGAAAUGUGAGGGGAGUGAAUUCAACUGGCGUGCCAGUACUCCUCCUGCCAGCAGGGGGCACUGCAGGCUCUUACUGGGGAGGAACAGUAGUGGCUGCUCAAUUCAUUAGUGGCUUCCUGUGCUUCCUGUGCUUCUCCUUUUAGCCAAAGUUCAGUUGUUCCUCCCUGCCUACCCCUGGGCAGUUAAGCAUGUCUCCCAGUGGGGAAAGAGGUGGAGUGAGUGUGUCUGCUGUUAUGGCUCCAAAUGCCGAGGAAGAAAGCUCAGUGGCUGAAGACGGAGGCUGUUUCCCCUGAAUCACAGCGUUAGGUGGUCCUGCCUGGGGUCAAGCGGGAAGUUGACCAGUCGGUGCUGCAGUGUGCCGAUGGCUGGUCUGAGACACGCGGUACAGAGGGAGUGACCGGUGAGACAGGAAGGAGCUGCAAUGUGCAUUAGCAGAAUUCUCCAUCCACAGAAUUGCGAUGGAAGGCCCCUGUCAGAGCUGCCUUGGAGUUAACGAGCUCUCUGUCACUGGGGUGCAUUGGGAGGGCUUCCAGGAGGAGGUGACCUCCCCCUGAGAUGCACAAGUGCAUCCUCCACCCUUGCAGGAGCUCCAGCAGCCUCCUGCAGCCACUUCUUCACCACUUCCAGGGGUCAACUCUCACUGCUUGAUGAGGCAGCCUCCUCCUUCGCUGACCCACCAGGCUGGCUCCGGAGGGAAGAUGGAAGCCCCGAUGGCUGGGCCCUCAGGAGGAUCAGGAAGGGGUGAGCAGACACCUGUGUAUGGGACUGCCUGUCCAGCUCCUGGAAGGAAUCUUAGCUGUAAGCAAGCACUUUGUGAAGGAAACCAAAGGUAUCAUCCAAGGGGAUGCCUAGAGAUGUGUGGAGGACAGUUGGAACACUGUGGGGACAGGAAGAAGGAGUGAAGGGCACCCUGGGACCUGGCUUCUGUCCCUAUAGGGACUCAGCCCAGGGUCUGGGUGACCACAGGUUCUGGACAGGGUGUGGCAGAGUGUAGUUAGUUACUGAAAGAUAAUCCAGGAAGGAGAAAAAUUGAAAAGACAGAGAUGGUUCUUGAAAUGAGCAAUAGUUUGGGCCAGAAGAGACAUUCUGAGCUGGGCUUUUGCUACAAGUGCUAGAGGCCUCCAGGAGGCCGGUGCUGGGGAGGAAGGGCUGUGCUGAGUGGCUGUGACAGACACCCACGAUGAUCGCCUUAUCAGGGGACACCAGCAUUAUCAUGCCCAGAAGGGCAUAUGAUGGAGACGUCUUUGUACAAGGUCAUUUCCAUUUUCCAUCCCACAGCCAGGAUCCUUCUGACCAAAGGGGAGGUCUCGGGCCUGGUUUCAAUCUUGCUCUGCUGCCAGGGCUCCAAGCCCAGCCAGAGAUACCAUGAGACCAAAGAAUUGGAAAUGGUAAAAGGAAGUGAGAAAGGGAGCUCAGCCCCAGAGUCACCUUUGAUCUUGGCCAGACGGCAAAAUGGUCCCUCGGGGUUUGAAUCACCCACUUGUCCAGGCCUCCCAGGCUCACAGUCAGUGGCUGUAAGAAGGCCAGGCACAGCCGAGGCUCCCAAGCCUGGCGAAUGGUGCUACGCUGCAUGAGCAAGCUGGCCAUGUGGACUGUAAAGGCAGCACCAGAUGUUGCCUAAUUAAGAUAGACCCCAGGGACCCUGGGACCCGUGGAGUCCUGCCCUGGGAGCCUAGUGAUGGGUACCAAUGAUUCUUACAGGACUCUCAGGAAGCAGGAAAAUAUGAUGCUGCACACAGAGAGAUAGGUGCAAUAAAAGCCAUGGAUUUCACGGGAAGACCAUUAAUAGAUGGAGACAGCCCUGGGCAAUGGAGAGACACUGAGGGUCCAAAUUCUAUUACUGAAACCAUAAAUGAGCAUCUCAGGCUUGGAAAAAGCUUUCAGCGGCUGGAAUAAAAGGCCAGAAGUCCUGGGGGCAGGUUUAGACAGCAGCCAGAACAGCCUUCCAAUUGCUCCAAGUGGUGAGGAGGAGCCCGGGGAGAGGAGCAGUUUACGGUAUCACCAGGCAAAUUAAAAUGCCCCAGGCCCAAGCAUGGACUGCAGCUCCUGAAACAUUGGACCCCCUUAGCUGAAAGCUCUGGUUCCCCAACAAGUCCUGCAGAUCUCUGGUCCUGGGAAAUGCUAGCCAACAAAGUCCCAGACCCAGUGGAAACUGCCGCUUAGCAGAAACACAGAAGCCCUGUUACUAGGUUCUGAGACUGCUACAAUCAUUGCAGAACAGCCUCCUGCCCUUCCUGAGAGCCCGGUCAGAGUGGUGGGGAUGCAACAGAAUAUGCCAGAAGAACUUGAAACCAGUGGGAAAUUCAAAUCCAAGAUGGAUCCAGUGUAAUAAUAAAUAAUAGGACUGAUAUUCAACUGGGGUGCACCAGUACAGCCAAACAGAUUAUUAAAAUAUGGGAAUACCUCUAUAACAGUUGAUAAAUAGUGUUGCUCUGAGCCCCUGAGUGUCCCUCCAUGGCCCCAGAUGACCCAGCAAAAGGGGCCUCUAAGUACUGGCACUCUGGCCAGUGUCCACUCUGUUUGGUGGUGCUUUGGCCAUGCUGGUUCAGAGAGGUAAAGUAACUUGACCAAAGUCACACAGCUUGUAAGUGGCAGUGCUGGGACUCACACUUGUAUGUGUCUGAUGGCAGGAGCCAGGCUCUUAGUCGUUAUGCAAUACUGCAUACGUAUGCAAGGAGGUGGCACGAGAAGCUUCAUUCUGAGGUCUUCACCAAAGGAGUUAUCUGACAGUGUAAAUUAACACAUUCAUCUCCUGCAUGUUAAAAGGCUGUGAUACCUUUGAGUGGGUACAUUGUUAUUAUUGUUGCCUGUUCUGGUUUACUAGAGCUGCCAUUAUGCAAAAUAUCGGAAACAGAGUGGCUUUUAUAAAGGGGAUUUAUUAGGUUACAAAUUUACAGU
Messenger RNA from Choloepus didactylus (southern two-toed sloth), 4863 nucleotides. It is a transcript of the gene NT5C1A, whose product is annotated as 5'-nucleotidase, cytosolic IA. The transcript is spliced from 6 exons. Gene Ontology annotation, biological process: adenosine metabolic process; nucleotide metabolic process. Gene Ontology annotation, molecular function: nucleotide binding; magnesium ion binding; 5'-nucleotidase activity. Gene Ontology annotation, cellular component: cytosol; cytoplasm. Bases 9 to 1106 code for a protein of 365 amino acids. The record is from RefSeq and is a predicted model, not a curated record. NCBI's taxonomy places the organism in Eukaryota, Metazoa, Chordata, Mammalia, Pilosa, Megalonychidae.